This is a messenger RNA of Marmota monax (woodchuck), 3047 nucleotides long. It is a transcript of the gene Tmprss2, whose product is annotated as transmembrane serine protease 2. Bases 217 to 1692 code for a protein of 491 amino acids. The transcript has 14 exons. NCBI's taxonomy places the organism in Eukaryota, Metazoa, Chordata, Mammalia, Rodentia, Sciuridae. The record is from RefSeq and is a predicted model, not a curated record. Gene Ontology annotation, cellular component: membrane. Gene Ontology annotation, biological process: acrosome reaction; protein autoprocessing. Gene Ontology annotation, molecular function: serine-type endopeptidase activity; protein binding.
CUGAGCCCUGGGGACGCCGCCUCCUGAGAUUAAAGCGAGAUCUGGGGAAGGCCCGGGACUUGAGCGCCAGGCCGAGGAAGGCGCGAGCUCCCGGGGAGGCGGAGGUGAAGACGCGCGCGGAGGAAGGCCGAGGGGCGGGGAGCGCGGCCGAGCGCGGCAGGUCGUCUUGAACGAUCCAGAUGCCUACCCUUACCCAAUGCUGUUGAUAAAAUCAGGAUGGCUUUAAACUCAGGGCCGUCCCCGGGCAUCGGGCCUUACUAUGAAAACCACGGAUACCAACCAGAAGCCCUCUACCCAUCGCAGCCGGCUGUGGCUCCCAAUGUCUACGCUGCGUAUCCAGCUCAGUACUACCCGUCCCCGGUGCCCCAGUACACCUCCAGGGUCCCCACGCACGCUUCGACACCUGGCAUCUACCGGCAGCCCAAGCCCCCUCCGGGGACAGUGUGUACCACAAGGGCCAAGAAAGUACUGUGUGUCACUCUUGUCCUCGGGACCUUCCUUGUGGUCACUGUUAUAGCUGCUGUCCUGGUCUGGAAGUUCUUGGAGAACAAGUGCUCCGUGUCCGAGAUGGAGUGUGGCUCCUCAGGGACCUGCGUCAGCCCCUCCUUCUGGUGUGAUGGCAUCGCGCACUGCCCCAACGGCGAGGACGAGAACCAAUGUGUUCGCCUCUACGGACCCAACUUCAUCCUCCAGGUCUACUCGCCAGAGCGGAAGGCCUGGCACCCCGUGUGCCAGGAUGAUUGGAAUGAGAACUUCGCCAGGGCGGCCUGCAAGGACAUGGGCUACAAGAACAGCUUUUAUUCCACGCGGGGGAUCGUGGACGACAGCGGUGCCGCGAGCUUCAUGAAGCUGAACACGAGUGCUGGCACCGUCGAUCUCUAUAAAAAGCUCUACCACAGUGAUAGCUGCUCCUCAAACACAGUGGUUUCUUUACGCUGCGUGGAGUGUGGUAGCCCCUUUCUGCGGCGGCAGAGCAGGAUCGUGGGUGGAACCAACGCCAACCUGGGCGACUGGCCCUGGCAGGUCAGCCUGCAUGUCCAAGGCAUCCACGUCUGCGGAGGCUCCAUCAUCACCCCUGAGUGGAUUGUGACCGCUGCCCACUGUGUGGAGGAGCCUCUCAACAGCCCGCAGUACUGGAAGGCUUUCGCAGGCCUUCUGAGACAGUCCUCCAUGCUCUAUGGAAGUGGACACCGGGUCGAGAAAGUGAUCUCUCACCCCAAUUAUGACUCCAAGACCAAGAACAACGAUGUUGCGCUUAUGAAGUUGCAGACACCGCUGACGUUCAAUGACAGAGUGAAGCCCGUGUGCCUGCCCAAUCCUGGCAUGAUGCUGGAGGCACAACAGCCGUGCUGGAUUUCUGGGUGGGGGGCCACCUAUGAAAAAGGGAAGACCUCGGAUGUGCUGAACGCUGCGAUGGUGCACCUCAUUGAGCACUCACUCUGCAACAGCAAAUAUGUCUACAAUAACCUCAUCACUCAGGCCAUGAUCUGUGCCGGGUACCUGCAGGGCAACAUCGACUCCUGCCAGGGGGACAGUGGAGGGCCGCUGGUCACUUUGAAGAAUGAAGUCUGGUGGUUGAUUGGGGACACGAGCUGGGGAUCUGGGUGUGCCAAGGCUAACAGGCCCGGAGUGUACGGAAACAUGACGGUGUUCACAGACUGGAUCUACCGACAGAUGAGGGCGAACAGCUAACCUGUGUGGCCGUGUCCACGACUCCCUUGUCCUCACCGUCGUACCCAAGGACCCCUGGGGCUGAUUUAAUUCCCUGGCGUGUGUGCCUUUCCAGAUGAUCCCAGGUCCUUUCACUUUGAUUAAACAGUGACUUGUCGUCUGCUGCUGUCGGCAUCCAGUGCAGGCUGCAGGCCCGCCCUGUCCACUCCCCCAACUCUCUGUCCAGAGGGGUGGCAGGCCCUCCAGGGACAUGCAUGCAGGCGCUGCCCUACUGGGUCUUCCUCCUGAGCCUUGCUGCCCCCCUUUGGAUGAGUGUGGAGGGGUGACCUCUGAGUGGUUGGAUGACCUGAGAGGGAAGAGGGGGAGGGCAGGGGUCUUGGUGGCCAGGGAGGGCCACCUGAGGGCAGGCACAUGGGCACCUUGCCACCUGGUCUCUAGGUGGCUGGUCAUAUUUUAGUGCCUUCUCAGCACCCAGGGUGGAUGCUGGCUGGAAACAAAGGGACCAGCCCUCCUAGGGCACAGCUAUGCUGGCCACUUAUUGGGACAGCAGAAACCUUUGAGGCUGAGAGUGUAGGCAGAGCCCUCAGAGCCGGGCCUGAACACGGGCCCACUCCAACCACUGCAGCCUGGCCCUGGCCUCUCCCUGUGCCUCCUCCCUUCCCCCUCAGAGCCUGUGCUGGCCCCUUGGCUGCCAGUGGGCUGAGCCCAGCCCUCGGGAACCCUCUCAGGACCGGCUCAUCCCAUGGAGGCCGAGGUCCUCUGGGGACUCAGGGAUGUGCAGAUCCGGAAGCCCUGGUUCCGGGUCUGGUUUCUCCUAGACUACCUCGGUGCUCUGGGACCUGGCUUCUGACGCCUGCCCACACUGGGCUCCCUGAAGCUCUACUUGUGCCCCGUAGGCACAGCGGGCCUUUGAGUCUCUCUCACUUGACAGCUGGCUCCUAACUCAAGGUCCUGCAGAGGAGUGUGAAAGAAAAGCCCCCAAGCUUGUGACAGAGGGGACAGGUGUGUGCGGCACUCCCUGUGGCCCCUUGUGGCCCUGGGUUUCCACUGGAGGGAGGGCCCGCUCUGACAUUGCAGAGUGUGACCACCUUGAUCGUGGCCAGCUCUCGUGGCUCCAGUGGCUGAUGUGCUGCUCCCACUGGGCUUGCAGGGGAGGGUGGGUGCUCCCCCACACCCCUGUGGAGUAGCACCGGGGACCUUCCUCCCAGGCCGGAUGCUCAAGCUCCUGGAAGUGGCCAAACGCUCCCAAACACUCCCUUCUCGGUGCGUCUCCUCUCGGUGUGGACCACAGCUCGUCUCCUGCUCUCUGUCUGUUCUAAGCUGUAAAAUUCAGUGACAGGAUACUAUGCAAAUAAAGUGCGUGCUUUUUUCCAGUA